Molecule: messenger RNA, 1141 nt
Organism: Apodemus sylvaticus (European woodmouse)
Lineage: Eukaryota; Metazoa; Chordata; Mammalia; Rodentia; Muridae
Product: zinc finger protein basonuclin-2-like
Exons: 5
Coding region: 237-683 (148 amino acids)
Source: RefSeq, a predicted model, not a curated record
GGCGGGACGCCCCGGGGCCGCGGCGGGCCGCGUUCUCCUCUAGCGCCGCUCUGCGAGGAGGCGGGCAGCCGGCGGCGCUCCCGAAAUCCACCCCCACCCCUCAACUUGGCCCCAAGUUUUCGAGGCGGCUGCGCGCAGGCGGACGGGAGCGAGGGCUUCCCCGCGCCUUAGAUCAACAGAAGAGAUUCUUGUGUCCUAGAAACCAAAGAAAGAAUCAGCAGGAAUGCCCAGGGUGAAUGAUGGAUUGCAGAGCCUGGCUGGCACAUUUUGUGCCCUCCCCGCCUCCAAAUUGCCUCAGUUACAAAUCGGAAGGCAGGCUUGGUGACCAGGACUGGCAAGCACAUUUUAAAGUCCCAUGCUGUGGAGUUGAUCCAUCUCAACUUGAGUCAGAAGAGGCAGAAGUGGAUGUGAGAGAAAGAGACACACAGAGAGACAGAGAGCCAAAGAGGGCAAGAGACUUGACUUUAAGAGACUCCUGUACUGACAACUCCAUGCAGUUUGGAACCAGAACGACUGCGGCUGGACCAGGGUUCAUGGGGACAUGGCAAAAUGCUGAUACUAACCUCUUAUUCAGAAUGUCCCAACAGAAUGAAACCACUGGAGAACGAUUGACAUUUGCUUGGGUUCUUAAAUGCGACAGCAUCUUUCGAUGUAGACACUGGAAAAUAACAAGUCACAGAUGAAGGAAAUAAAACUGUCAGUACUAUAGUGCAUAAAGAAAGCUUUCUUAAAAUCACAAAUGUUAGGAUUCAUAAUAGAGGCCAUGACAGACAGGAAGUAAAAGAGAAAUUUGUUCUGUGAAAGAAAACUAUCCCAAUAGUAACUUGGAAUGGCAUGCUUGGGAAAGAUAUUCAUAGGAGAAAAGAAAAAGUAAGAGAACACUGACCACCAAAAUGCUUUGGUGAACAGAAGUGUGAUUCAGUCUUGAAGAUUAAUUAAUUCCAAGAAACAUUGAUGUUUCAAAGUUGGAAAAAAUCAAUAGGGAAUAAAAUAUAUUUGGAAGCUAAAAUAGAAAAAAAGUGAAAUGUCUUCUUCAUUCCUUUCAGUUGUAGCUAUGCGUCCAUUAUUGCCAUAGCUCUGGUUUACUUUAAAAGACACAUUUGUACUUCAGGUGUUUGGAUCUGAAAUAACCGAAGUUUGU